Podarcis lilfordi (Lilford's wall lizard) is the source of this 9670-nucleotide messenger RNA. NCBI's taxonomy places the organism in Eukaryota, Metazoa, Chordata, Lepidosauria, Squamata, Lacertidae. The record is from the annotation of a GenBank genome assembly.
CUAUCAGCAGAGGCAGGAGAGCAAACUUCAGCGAGGACCAGCGUGGGAACAGCAGCAUGGCUCUCCGGCUCCAGGGUCCCCUCCUCCUGGUCUUCCUGGCAGCCCUCCGGGUGGGAGAGAGCCGGUACUUCGAGGUGAGCAAUGCCCUGGCGCUCGGACGCCCCUUCCCCUCUUAGAGAUCCCCAGCCUGAAAGCACUUAGGAUGUGGGAGAGAGAGCGUGUCUCUCCUUCGGGAGCUGGGCGCGCUGCUGCUGCUGCUGCUGACGCCGCUGUUGUCCUUUUUGCCUUUGUGUCUCCAGGUGAGGGAUGCGGGCGCCGAGGAGCCCUUUCUGCUGCUCAACGCGGAGCUGAAGAGGGAGCUCUCCGAGGGGCAGUUCUACCGCCGGGCGCUGCGUGAGUCGCUUCCUUCUGGGCGGUCGAGGAGGGGAGCCCACUUCAUGGGUGGGACUCCGGGCUGGGCUGGGGAAGGGAUGGAAGCCGAAGAGCCCGGGGAGAGGAGGGGAUGGAGGCCAGGGGAAUGCGCCAGGCAGCGCAGUGUAGUGGCUAGAGCAAAGGUGAGGAGACCUGUGACCCUCCAGGGAGUUGAACAGGAGAUGGGAUUUCUGCAUCCUGUCAAACUCUUUUGUAUAGCUAUUAAAGACACAGGACAGGAGGAACCUCAACUAGUUCUCCCUAGAAUGGCACUCUGCACAUGCUCAGAAGCACUUUCGUUUUUAUUCUUACCAAGGCCAUUUGUACGUGUAGACUAGAGCAGAAAGCUAGAAGGCUGGGUGAGUCCCAGGUUCAAAUGCCGCUCCACCAUGAAGCUCUUUGGGUGACCUUGAGCCAGUCACGCUCUUUCAGCCGAAGGCUGCAGUCCUGGCGCCAAUUACCUGAAUUCAAUAGGACUUACUUCCAAAUAGGCGUGGUUAAGAUUUCACUGUAAACUAAGUUAUAAAAUUGGAAGAUGGGGAGGAGGGGUGGACUUAAAGGUUACAAAGGGAAGGAAUGAAUGAGGUGAUAAAUACAUGUACAUAAUGGGAAAUUAGCUAUGGAGCCCUUUUCUUGAGUGCCAAAGCACAGUGUUGGCAAGAAAAAAGAAAGUGCCUUUCUAGGGUGAUCUGCAACAUAAGCCAUUUCUUUAAUAGUACAGAGAUAGUUGCAUAGCUACAUAGAAGAGAACAGUUUGACAGGAGAAGUUUGCAGAAAUCCCUUCUUCUGUUCAACUCUGAAAAAUAUUGUUCUGUUUUGCAUCUGAUCACUCCAUGCAUUUCGGAUUCUAACAAAUAAGGACAGUCAAGCAUCCUUUCCCCCCCUGGAAUUAAGGAGCCAGGACCUCUAGUCCAUGGGGCUCACUUCCAGGAUGUGGGGCUUACUUCCAGCUUCAGCAUCUCUCCAGUGUUUCUACAAAUGAAUUCUUCUUGUGGUGGAGUUUUGACAACUGGGAGAUGAUGACCUAGAGGAAGUGCGGCAGGAAAGAAAACUGAGGGAGAGGGAGAGGAAGAAGAAGUGUUGUUGAAAUAUGAGUACAGAGGGCUGUGGUGACCUUUGAGAGGGAAGAGGGAACAGAAGUUGGUUAAGGGAAGUAGUACGGAGAGAGAUUAUGAGGCUCAUCUCGUCUUAAAAGUAAUGCUGCUUCUUUUGGAAUCCCCUUACCACUAAUUCCCAAUAUGUCAGUUCUAAUUUUGAUUCUUUUGUAUUGAGAGAAAAGCACCCUAGUGCGUGGCCUUCAUUGCUAUGUUACUCCUGAGCCCUUGCAUCUCCAAGUUUAUUAACCCCUAGCUGGGGAAACAGGAGGUAUGGAUUCCCUUUGGGAGGAAAAACUGUACACCAUUCUUUUAAGCAAGGAUUAUUGUGGCUGCCACCUCAGAAAACAGUGCUCUACCCUGAGCAGAGUGGGGACGAAAUAGUAGGCAAUGAAUGCCAGGAUGUGGGGGGAAGGCUUGACAAUGUUCUGCUCCUGAUGUUGUUCUGCAGAGAGCAUCUCUGGGACAGAGAAUUGAGAUGUGCUCAUUGGGAAUAGAUGGAUACCGAAUGAAAAGCAGAUUGUACGUAAGAGCUCCCUUCAUAAGAUGCAUGGAGUGCUACCUUCAGAAGCAGUGUGUGUGUGUGUGUGUGUGUGUGUGUGUGUGAUCUCUCACACUCUUUCUCUCUCUUCCACACACACAAAUGUAACCACAUAUCCACAUACUUAGAGCAGAAAUUGUAAAUAGUGGGGUCAAAAGGCAAUGAAAUAAGAGAGAGACAGUUUACGGCCAUUCAUUCUAAAGCUUUUAGGUUUACAAAAUAAGGAUAGUAACUGUUAUGUUUAUUGGAUUAAUUUAAAAACUGAGGACGAUGCCUUAUACAUGGUCAGACUAUUUGCCCAUACGGCAGUGGCUGUCAAGAAUUCCAUCCAUCCUCCACCAGCUCACUCACGGGCCAGCAUGGAAUUUCUGGUUGCCUAAGAGGUACAAGCAAGCAAUUUGUUAAAGCCGUGGUUGUCUUGAUUCCAUGAAGAUCAGCUUAAAUUGAUGACUUGAAAAAUACUUAUUAGAGUUGUCCGUUAAGGAAACCAAAAUGGAAAUAUGAGCAAGCAUCAUUUUUAGAUUGAGCUACCGUGAGCCCAGUGAAGCUUAGCAAGGUCUGAAUGCAUAAAUAGGAGUCGGGUAAUACCUAGCAGGGCCACAAAAGGUGUUUUAGAGGGGAGCUUAACAUCACAAACAGGUCAUUGGGAACAGGUUUUCUUUGGUAAUUGGAUUUUCCAUGAAAGGGGGCAAUCUCAAUUAAAUUGGGGGGGGGGAGAGAUGUUUUAGUAUUUUGUGCAGACCCUGCAAGCAGCUUGUGUUCCUGAGAAUUGCUGAUCCCACAAUACAUCACUCAUCAGGAACACCCUUGAUGAAAGGCUUUUUUACUUUUCAUUCUGGUAUCUCUGUUUGAAAACAAAAUAUAGAAUGAGAAUCAGCUGUGAGACAGAAAGGAAUCACUCGGUUGCCUUUAUUCUCCCCAUCUCCAGGAUGCAUUGACAUGCUGAGCAUAGAAGGACAAUUCAGCUUCACGGCACAGCAGCCCCAGCUGCACUGUGCUACUUUCUUCAUAGCAGACCCAACCGAGCUCCUCACAAUAGACUUUGAUUUUGUCAACAUUGACUGUCAAGCAGGAGAUUUCCUGAAGGUAUGAGGUUUGCAAUGCCUGGUGGUCUUAGCAGGGCUGUCCUGAAUGUGUGAAUGUGUGCAGCAGGGCAGAAGAGAGAAAACUGUUGCCCCUUUUGGAGGAUCUGGCAUGCUGAUUUGGCAGUGGAUACACAAACAGGGUCAGAAUAAAGGUUGUCCUUCCAAUCCGUUCUCAACAUUUUCCCAGGACAUGGUUAAUCACACACAUGGCAAGUGGAAGAACUCACAAUACCAGAAUCCCUUCUCUGCAGGUCUGCUCUUAGCUGCAGGGCUAAUGUUUGCUUCAGGGCCAGCCCACCCAUCAAGCAGACUGAAGCAUCUGCCUCAGGCAGUGGAAACCCACUGAGCAGUGCCCCUGUGGGCACACCACCCACCUCCUGGUACCACAGUGGUCACAAGAGAUCUUGCCGGAAGCUGCCACAUGAUCUCAAUAAGCAAGGUUUCUGCAAGAGAGCAGGAGGGACAGCAGUUGGGGUGCCACCUUCCCAUUUAUCCUCAGGGAGCAAAAGAGAAUUGGCCGCCCCUGGUUUCCUUCAUAGCUGCUAGUGGGGCUAAGAAUCAGCACAUAGUAAAUUCUGUUCAGUGGUGAAAAUGGUCAAGAGCAGAGAGGUAGAGUCUUGGCAGAACAUUGUCAGAGUUUUGCUCCAAAUCUAGCAUGUUUUGGCCAGUUAUGCUUCAUUGACAAGAAGCACUGGAAAUAAAGGAAAACAAGGAUGAUGAACCUGCAGCCUCUGGAUGUUCUUUGGCCAUUAUUCCUGACUAUUGGCCACUCUGGCUGAGGCUGAUGGAGCUGGUGUCCAACUACAGCUAGAGGAGCACAGGCUCCCUAUCCUUGCUUUAAAAGGUCCUUCUGUAAAGGGCCACCUAAUAGAAGGACAGGGACGUGUAUCUCAUCACUGCUCACAUCAGCAGCAAUGCCCAGUAGUGUGCCUGUGACAGUUAUGGUCACAUUUAGCAAUUUCAAUAGCAAAGAAGGCACUACUUGCAAGGAAGAAUUACAUUUUCCCAAUGAGAAAAUUAAGCACAUCCACUGCUGGGAAAUGUUGUCACUACAAGCAAAGCAUGGUCUUGAAGGAUAAUGUCUAAACACCAUGCAACAAAUAAAUAAUAACUGUGCAUUUAUUUGCACUUAACGAUGAUCGCAUGGAAAGGCCUUAUGUGGAGCAUCUAAAGUGAUUGCUAAGUAAACACAAUUAGCAAUCGGUCCUGUCAAUGCACUUGUUUGUCUGCCUCAACAGAGCAUACAAGAAUUUUAAUUUUCUUAGAUCUGAAAUAUGAAGUAUCUUUCACAGUUCUCCGUACAUCUUAAGGACCUAGCGUGAUCAGAGCCGAGAGUAGCAAGCAUGAAUUCAGACAGCAUGGAAAUAUGUGCAUAACUUAUGCUGUGUGCCAGAAUCUCGGGAUCAGGUCAUGGAUGGCAAUAUAAGCUUUGCAGAAAAUGUUUGGGAAAGAGAGGAGGGACCAGCAUCUGUUUCUUUACAGCUGGCACAAACUUCAAAGUGAGACAAAUAAGAGAGCAAGAGCUGAAAAGGAGCCUGACAUACUAAUACUGUCACUCAUUUGACACUGCAUAUUGAUCACUCAGAUUGCUCCAAGUUUAAAUGCCAGGCUUCAGAAAUGUGUCCCCUCUAAUUAAACACAAUUACUAAAAUAUUUGAAGUGGAAAACUGCAGGGAAUGUCAGAGUAAUUAAGCAGAGUAAUUAAGUGAUGACUUAUGAUUGAUGUUAAUGCCAAGUCUUACGUGGAACAGAUUGGCCAACAUUUCAGAUAAGGGAUAGGAAGGGGGGAAGUGGUCCCAGGACUCCAAAUAAAAAUAUCACUGGACUGUUCUAUAACCAAAAGGAUUACCACUGUGUUCCCAAUCCAAACUGGGGCCCCAUGGCUCCUAUUUAAUUAAAAAACACACAUGGGAGACAAGAUCUCCCAUAACUCAGAACUACAUGGGCAAGGCCUGUUAAGUGGUUCAUUCCCACCUAAGUGUUAACAUUCCUCCUGGAUCUGCAAAAUAGGAAUGGGAUCUUAAGCUUCUACUCUCGAGCCAUUUAUUCCUGAGCAGUAGUCAUUGCAUUUCUGCAGGGCUUCUCCAGGAUAUCUAGCUCUGAGCGCUGUGGUCUGUGCCUCUGCAAAGCAGAUCAGCAUAAAAAACUUCAUAUUUAUGGGGUUGUGGUUGUGCUUUAAGGGAAAACUGCUACACAGGUGCCACUCAGGUGCUGGCUUGUGCUUCUGGGAAUUGUAGUGAGAAAGUAAACACUAAUUGUCCUUUUCGUUGCUGCAUCCCUCUAGGUGUUUGAUGGCUGGAUAUUGAAAGGUGAGAAGUUUCCCAGUUCCUUGGACCAUCCUCUCCCCACCUCCGAAAGAUACAUAGAUUUUUGUGAAGGCAACAGCAUCAGGAGCACCAUCAGGCCAUCACAGAAUGUGGCAAUGAUCUUCUUUGGGAUUCAUGACCCGGGAAAUGGAUUCACAGUAACAAUAAAGAAAAAGCCCAACCUUUUCCGUAAGCAUUGUUUCAUGUUGUCAUCUGAGUAAAAAGAAUGCCAGUGAUCUCAUAUGCACAUUUAUAUGAGCAGUGCUGUGAUAAAAUAUUCUGUGGUCCAGUCAAAAGAUUUGUUCUGCCAAAAAACAAGUACAUUGGGUAGUAUAUGAGUCUUGAGUGCUGUCUCAUAAUAUCAUGAUGAAGAUGAUGAUGCAGGGCCAUUAUUGUGGCCUUUCAGGCAAUCAGGACAUUGCAAAUGUUUGGUGUCAGGUGCCAAGCAUUUGUCUGAAAUAAUUUAGAAUAGUCUAUUGUAGAUUGAGUUAAUUAAACACACCAGUUUCUGGAGCAAUAUACCAAUUCACACUAGCUCUUGUGCUACUUAACGAGGACAAACAAAUCAUCUUGCAAGCAUUUGAGGAAUUCCAUACUAGAGACAAUUAGGAAAGGAACUGAAAAUAAAACUGUCAAUGUCUUAAUGCUACACUGUACUAUACAAAUCUAUGGUGUGGUUGCAUUUGGAAUACAGUGCACAGUUCUGGUUACCUUGCCUCAGAAAGGAUAUUGCAGAGUUAGAAAAGGCUCUAGAAAGGGAAACCAAAAUGAUCAAGGGGAGGAAUGAGGAAAGGCUGCAGUAUUUUAGUGUAGAAAAAAAAGAGUCAGAGGAAACAUGCCAUAGAGAAGGCGGAUAGAGAAAAGUUUUGGCUCCCUCUCAACGCUAGAUCUUGUGCACAUCCAAUGAAGAUUAAUGUUGGAAGAUUCAGGACAUCUAAACCAAAGUAUUUAUUCACUCAGCAGAUAGUUAAACUAUGGAAAUCACUCCACAGGAGGGAAUCAUGACCACCAACUUGGAUGACGUUAAAAGAAUAGACAAAUUCAUGGAGGAUACGGCUGUCAAUUUCCUCCCAGAAUACGAGUUUCUGGAAACUGCAAAAGGGGAGAGUGCUCAUGUGCUCAGUCCUAUUUGUGGGUCUCUGUAAGAACAGGAUGCUGCACGAGUUGGGUCAGUGGCUUGAUCCAGCAGGCUCUUUUUAUGCUUAAACAUUUCAUUUAGUUUAGUCCUGAGGCAUCAGGUAAAAAGUCUGCAUUGAACAUAUUGUGAUCAAGUAACUCUGUAUCUUUCCCCUAUACUAAAGCUUGCAAUGUCAUCUCUCAGACCCCUGCUGGAAGGUUUACCAUGGUCAUUCCUCAUCAGCGCAGGAACUGCAGCUUUUCCAUAAUCUACCCAGUGGUGAUAAAAAUAUCUGAUCUUAUGCUGGGCCACUUGAAUGGCCUCCGCUUAAAGGUGAGUUGAUGGUUUUGUACUAAGCCAUCAAUGGAAAUUUUAUAUGGAUCAUCGGGUUAUGCUGUAAAUCCUUUAUACAGGCCACACCAGUAUUUCUUUUAAAUAGCCCAUUAUGUAAACAUAAAUCUGUACUUAUUCUGGAGUUACAUCCUUGCAGAGUGCGAUGCAAACUGGCAAACUAUCUUCUAUAUAAAAGGGGGCUUUUUGCAUAUUGAGAGCUCUCCUAGUAGAAUCAUGCUGACAAUGGACUUACCAACUUGAGCAUUUAUCUGUUUUUACUUUGGGUGUGUUUUUGAUUUAAAAAAAUUAAUUGUUUCACUGUAUUUUGUAAAUACAGUUUGGGACAUUCUGUUGUGGAAAUUGAUUAAUGAAUUCAACUAACUAACUAACUUAUCAAUGGUCAUGAUACACAAUACCUUUGACUGAGGGUGACGAUCAGUUUCUUCUUACAUGGUGAGAUCCAUAAACUCUGCUGCAGUGCUAUGAUUCUUCUGCAAUAGCUGCCACCAUGCAUGGCAUCACUGCACACCAAUGGCUACCAGUGGAUAAUUUUCCUGGUCUAUGCAGCAUCUAUCCUAGGCAAUGAGCACUCUAAGUAGCACAAGCUUCUGUAUGCAGGUUAACCAUUUAAAAAAUAAAAAUAUUUAAAGAGCUACAUGAAACCUUCUGCAGUUGGAUAAAAUUCAGAGUAAAAUAUAUUUGGUCAAUACUAUUGCACUUAAUUCUGCAUCUCUUUUUACAGAAACCCACCGUAGGCUGUGGAGAAGUAGGAGAUUUUUUGGAGCUCUUGGGAGGAAAUGGGUUAGAUCCCUCUAAGAUGUUCCCUUUAGCUGAUCUGUGCCACUCCUUCCAUGGCCCAGGUGAGUUCUUGCUUUAAUGUCACCUGUUCAAAUGUUUCCAAAGAAUGAUACAGAAAGAGUUGUGAAAUCUGAUUGCUUUACACUCAAGUCCUAAAUAUUUUGCUGCUAUUUACCUGCACUGCUGGAAUAACACCUUACGCUGCGAGACUGCACUGACACUGCUAUCUGUUGCGUCCAUCAUAUAUGGUGCUUAGCUAAGGAGCAAGAGAAUGACACUGUGCCAACCUUCCCCAACCUGGUGCCCUUCAGGCAUUUCAGACUAUAAUGCCCAUCAGCCUCAGUCAGCGUGUUUGUGUUGGUUGAGGCUGAUGAGAUUUGUAUUCCAAAAUAUCUGGAGGCACCAAGUUGAGGUAAGUUUCACUAUGCCAGUGCUGUACUUGAUGACACUGAGCUUUUUAAAAACAACAACAGUUUUAACAGGAUGAAGUAACAGAGAUGGAUAUAACAUAAAAAGCUAACAUCACAGAGCCUUUCAAAACUCCCUUCUCACUGUACGCAAACCUUGUUUUAAACUGCUACCUUUCCCACUCAGUUUCAUUCCCUGCCCACUCUACUAAAACUUCUACCAUUGUUUAAAAUCAGUACUUUCCCCAUCCCUGCUUUAUUCAGAUUUCUGUCAUUGUUUAAAAUGGCCACUUUCCCCCUCUCAGUAUCUCUCCAUUUCUGCAUUACUCAAACCUCUACCAAUUUUAGAAACUGGCACUGUCCCCCUUUCAGUGUUUCAUUCUUUUUGCUAUACUCACACUUCCAUUCCUAACUGCCUCAUAUGAGAGGGAUAAUGAAUGUUGAGCUCUCAAAUAGUUCAUAGUACUUUCAUAUAAGGAAUGCAAUUAACUCAAAUCUCUGUUGUUUAAAACUUCCAUUUCCCUCUCAGUUUCUUUCACCCCUCCUUUACUCAAACUUCUGUUGUUACAUUUUAAACCACCACUUUUCCUCUCUAUAUUCCUCCUUUCUUUUUUUCCAUGCCAUGACCAUUGCUGUUAUGCAACUUUUGUUCCCUCGCCCUACCCUGACUUCAUUCAAAUCCAGAAUUCUACAAAUCCUUCUGUGAGAGCUGUGCAGUGACAUUCUUCCUUUUUUAUUACAUAGAAAUGGGCUUUAGAUAUAGACUAAUGCAACCUUCACAAACAUAGUGCUUUCCUCAUAUUUUGGACAGCUCCAGCUGACAUGGUCGUGUAUUGUCUGUUAUUCCAAACAAUAACAAGGUGUUCUUUAUCUUUUGACUAGCCCAAAUGAAGAUAGGCUGUGACAACACUGUGCUGCGAAUGGUCUCGAGUGGCAAACAUAUCAAUCGUGUAACAUUUGAGUAUCAUCAGCUGGAGCAACAUGAACUGGAAAACAGAAAGGAGAACAGCCUUGAAGAGUUUUGUCUUUCAAAUAUUUGAGAAACAAGACAAGUCACUCAUGAUUGAAAUGUAAUGUUAAUUUUAAGCAGCUAACUUUAUGUAACCUUUCUAGGGUUCAGACAUUUAUCUUUUCUUACUAAAUCAUUUUUUCCAUUAUCAGAACAGUAUUGAUCCUAGCUUUUCUCCCUUAAGUGUAUUUAGUAUUAUCUAAUACACACGGAUCCAUAUGGAUUCUGAAAGCAUGUGUACACAUCCAUUGAUUCAGAGCAAAAGACAAGCACACACACCAAUUGUUUCCAAUGGAAGUAUUAUUUCAAAUACUUUUGUAAUUGUUUUGAGUGCACGUGUAACACUGAGGGCACUCCAGAGUUCACUUAGCAAUUUCCCCUCUUUUGCAUCAGUCACAAGUAUAAAAAGAUGCAUAAAGAGAAAUUACACUUCAAUUUUGUAAGUGAACGUUCUGUAUUAGUGCGUGCCAAUUCAAUUGUUUGUUAAUUUAUUGAUACAAAUGUAUAAUUAGUUGUUUUUAAUAAAAUUUAUAGCAUGGAAAAAUGGUUUUUCUUCUACUGGUCCAGAC